AUCCAGCUAUGACGUCACGCAAAACUCCCAAACCGGAAGAAAGAGAAUCGCACCGCUGUGGUUGUUUACUCAAAACAAUCAUGAAUUUCUUGGUGAUUAACUCUCCAAACUCUGUUUCAACCUCCACAAAAAGGAAGCGGGAAGCCGAGCGCUCCUUGAACUGGACGGUGGAAGAGACGCAAGUUCUGCUGUGCGCGUGGAGCGACGAGCGCGUGCAGAAGAGCCUGGCGGAGAACCUGAGGAACCGUCACGUGUUCAAACACCUGUCGGUCCGCAUGAGCGACAUGGGCUUCUCCCGGAGCCCGCACCAGUGUCGGCUACGCGUCAAAACCCUCAAGGCCAACUACGUGAGAGCCAAGCUGCUGAGGAGCGUGGACAGCUCCCAGGCCGGGGGCUUCAGGUACUACGCUGAGAUGGACGCUGUUCUGGGGAGGAAGGCCCUGGCGGGGGGCGGUGGAAGCAGUUUGGACUCCGUCGCUGGAUCGGGAGGGCGUCACCUGGGCUUUUUUGGCGAGAGGGAAGGGAUCCAGGUCGACUCUGUGCAGGGGGGCUUGGACGGAGGCGUGGGCGCACGGCCGUUGAGGCAGUUGGUCGCAGAGGUUAAAGUGGAGGAGGACAGAGAGGUCAGCACGGAUGGGUUUGAAUUCCAUAACGCCGGAUUCACGUCUACUAUGGCGCACACACAGCGUUCAGUCAACCUCCAGGAGUCUUUACUGCACUCCAGAGCCUUCAGCGCGCCAACAGAGGAUGACCUGAGCUCCGAACCACCCUCCGAACCUCCCAACCUCCUGCCUCCCCCACCCCUCCACCACCCAGCCUCUCCCCUCCCUCCCCUCCCUCCCCUCCCGGAACCCACCCCCACACACAGCGCAGGCCCGGCCCCCACCGACCCCCGUCUCCCCCUCUCCCUGGAGCCGGCCCUCAAGCACCUGUCCGACUGCUUCCAGAGCCUGGUGUCGGAGUCUCGGGGCCUGCUGGAGCGUCUGGAGGUCCAGAGGCGCGAGCAGGGCCGCUGGCAGCAGGAACUGCUGUCCGAGUGGCUGAAGAGGGAGGACCGCAGGCAGAAGGAGGCGGCAGACAGGGAGGAGCGCAGGGAGAGGGCCCGCAUGGAGCACGAGAUCAGGGUGCUCCAGCUGCUCACUGGCCUGGCUCGGCAGAGGUCGCAGCCCCGUUGCAGGUGCGGCCGGGCGGACACAGGGGAGGAGGCCUCGGCCUGUAGGAGGCUCGCGGCCGAGAACGGGGAUGGGACGGAUACGGGUGACUUGUAGUCUAGAUGUCGGUUGAGGGAGUCGAUUCGUUUUUAUUUAUUGUAUUUGCAGUUUUCAACAGACAGUUACACACUGAAUUACUGGUCUUAGUUCAGUCUUCAAGAAAAUAUAUAUUUUUUUGUUGUUCUGUUUUGGUGAAGAUGUUUGACUUUUGUUAGCUUAGGUCAACAUGGAUGGAAUACCUUAAUUUUUUUUUUGUUCAUGAUUGAGAAAAGAACAGUUGAGGCAAAGUAUAAUCACAGACAGCAACAUAUAUGGCUUUUAUCAGCUCCUGUUGUACCAUUAAAAGGUGUUUGUAUUAUAAUUCUUA
This is a messenger RNA of Osmerus eperlanus (European smelt), 1578 nucleotides long. RefSeq lists its product as uncharacterized. The transcript is spliced from 3 exons. Gene Ontology annotation, cellular component: nuclear body. Gene Ontology annotation, biological process: positive regulation of DNA-templated transcription. The record is from RefSeq and is a predicted model, not a curated record. The coding region runs from base 9 to 1268 and encodes 419 amino acids. NCBI's taxonomy places the organism in Eukaryota, Metazoa, Chordata, Actinopteri, Osmeriformes, Osmeridae.